UUCAAGCGUUGGUCGGAAUACCGCCAUAUUUGGAAUGAGAAAAUCAAGUUUUUCUAGCAUUUUAACAAAAGCAAUUACGUUGUUGGCCAGAAGAGAUAAAUCUCACUACAGGUAUGCCAGUAAUAAGUGUUGGGGUAACUGUGGAAGCUACAAGCAAAUUAUUUGGGCGCAGUCGUACGCUCUUGGUUGUAGUAUCACCGCAUGCAAAAAACUAAAAACACUAUAUUCUUCUGGACCCAAAAACUUUAUCGUUUGUUUGUACGGACCCGCAAGUACAACCGGUAAGCCUUAUAUCUCUGGCCCAAGCGCGUCAGCUUGCCCGACUGGUUAUAAACCUAAGAAGAAACUCUGUUCAAACUCCAGUAUUCAGUACACCACGACCGUUCAACCUUUAACUUUAUCCGAACCAACGACCGCUGGUAAGUAUGAGCCUGUAACAGCAACGCUAUCGGAUGUGGAUAUUAAAACGGCAGUCGACCUGCACAACGAGUUUCGAAGGUCAGUUAAACCCACUGCAAGUAAUAUGAUUGAAGUUGCUUGGGAUCCAGCGCUUGCUCGUGUGGCAAGGGAAUUUACACAAAAGUGUGAAUAUAAUGGCUUUCUCGUUUUGAAACCUCUAAAUGAUUAUUCAAUAACUGGUAUGAACUCCUUAGCAAACGAAAAGAAUCUAACAUAUUCUAGCUUGCUAACAAUAGCAAUCACUCAUUGGGCGGCAGAACAACCAUAUUAUAUUUAUAGAAAUAGUACUUGCAGACUUCGAAACUGUGAGUCUUAUGAGCAAGUCGUAAUGGCAGAGAUGCGCGGUAUAGGUUGUAGCAUUACAGCAUGUAAAAUGUUAAAAUCACCGAGUUUUUUUGCUGGUCCUGAAAACCUCAUCGCAUGUUACUACGGACCAGUUGAUUUAAUGAGAAAACCUUAUAUUUCUGGCCCGAGCGCGUCAUCAUGUCCGGUCGGAUACGAGCCUAAGAACAAACUAUGCUCCAAGUCUAAUAAUACGUACCCCACUACAGUUAGUCCCCCGACUACACCCGAACCCACAAGUACAACAGAGCCUGAGUCUAACAAAGCAGCAAUACUGUCAGCUUCGGACAUCCAAGCGGUGCUCGAUAAACACAAUGAGCUACGUAGAUCAGUUGAACCCACUGCAAGCAACAUGAUGGAAAUGAUUUGGGACCCUGCGCUUGCUAAAAGCGCAGAUAAUUACACCCAAAAAUGCGUACUUGACGACAGUGAUGUUUACAUCAGCAGUUCUAUCGGUUAUUCAAGCGUUGGUCGGAAUACCGCCAUAUUUGGAAUGAGAAAAUCAAGUUUUUCUAGCAUUUUAACAAAAGCAAUUACGUUGUUGGCCAGAAGAGAUAAAUCUCACUACAGGUAUGCCAGUAAUAAGUGUUGGGGUAACUGUGGAAGCUACAAGCAAAUUAUUUGGGCGCAGUCGUACGCUCUUGGUUGUAGUAUCACCGCAUGCAAAAAACUAAAAACACUAUAUUCUUCUGAACCCAAAAACUUUAUCGUUUGUUUGUAUGGACCCGCAAGUACAACCGGUAAGCCAUAUAUCUCUGGCCCAAGCGCGUCAGCUUGCCCGACUGGUUAUAAACCUAAGAACAAACUCUGUUCAAACUCCAGUAUUCAGUACACGACCACCGUUCAACCUCUAACAUUAUCUGAACCAACGACCGCUAGUAAGCCUGAGUCUGUAACAGCAGUUCUGUCAGAUGCCGAUAUUAAAACAGCGGUGGAUCAAUUUAACGAAAUUCGAAGAUCAGUUGACCCCACUGCAAGCAACAUGCUGGAGAUGGUUUGGGAUCCGGUGCUUGCUGAAAGUGCCUAUAAUUUUAGUCGAUCUUGCAUAUUUGACGGCGAUGUCAGCGAUUCUACCACCUAUUCAAGCGUUGGUUAUACUGUGGUCAUGAGCAAAUGGCAAUUAAAUUUCACUGGUCAGCUAUCAGAGGCCAUUACUGGGUGGGCAAACGAGAGACACCGUUACACUUACGGAAGUAAUCAUUGUCCACGUUAUUGUGGUAACUACAAGCAAAUUAUAUGGGCGGAGACGUACGCUGUUGGUUGCAGUAUUACCGCAUGCAAAGAAGUUUUCGGGCCAUAUAACUCUGGUCCGAGAAACCUUAUCGUUUGUAACUAUGGGCCAGGUAGCAGCUGGUCUACACCUUAUAUCUCUGGUCCAAGCGCGUCAGCUUGCCCGACUGGGUAUAGACCUAAGAACAAACUCUGUUCUAACUUCAAUAUUCAGUACACGACCGCCGUUCAACCUCUAACAUUAUCUGAACCAACGACCGCUAGUAAGCCUGAGUCUGUAACAGCAGUUCUAUCAGAUGCCGAUAUUAAAACAGCGGUGGACCAACUUAACGAAAUUCGAAGAUCGGUUAAACCCACCGCAAGCAACAUGCUGGAAUUAGUUUGGGAUCCUGUGCUUGCUGAAAUUGCUAAAAAUUAUACCAGUAAAUGCGUGUUCGACUACAACGAGGUUUACAUGAGCGAUUAUUCUAUCGGCUACACAAGCGUUGGUAUGGUCUUUAACAUGGCUGAGUGGAAAUUAAAUUUUACUGGUCAGCUAACAGAGGCCAUUACUAAUUGGAAAAAAGAGGGACGCCGUUACACUUACAGGAAUAGUUUUUGCUUGGGUAACUGUGAGAAGUAUACGCAAAUUAUAUGGGCGCAGACUUACGCUGUUGGUUGCAGUAUCACCGCAUGCAACCCCGUAAAAGGACCCUAUUCCCUUGGUCCGAAAAACUUUGUCGUUUGUAACUACGGACCUGCUAGUGGCUCGGGUAAACCUUACAUUUCUGGCCCAAGCGCGUCAGCUUGUCCGACCGGUUAUAUACCUAAGAACAAACUCUGUUCUAACUCUAGUAUUCAGUACACGACCACCGUUCAACCUCUAACAUUAUCUGAACCAACGACCGCUAGUAAGCCUGAGUCUGUAACAGCAGUUCUGUCAGAUGCCGAUAUUAAAACAGCGGUGGAUCAAUUUAACGAAAUUCGAAGAUCAGUUAAACCCACUGCAAGCAACAUGCUGGAGAUGGUUUGGGAUCCGGUGCUUGCUGAAAGUGCCUAUAAUUUUAGUCGAUCUUGCAUAUUUGACGGCGAUGUCAGCGAUUCUACCACCUAUUCAAGCGUUGGUUAUACUGUGGUCAUGAGCAAAUGGCAAUUAAAUUUCACUGGUCAGCUAACAGAGGCUAUUACCGGAUGGGCAAACGAGAGACACAUUUACACUUACAGAAAUGAUCAUUGCCCACGUUAUUGUGGUAACUACAAGCAAAUUAUAUGGGCGGAGACGUACGCUGUUGGUUGCAGUAUUACCGCAUGCAAAGAAGUUUUCGGGCCAUAUAACUCUGGUCCGAGAAACCUUAUCGUUUGUAACUAUGGGCCAGGUAGCAGCUGGUCUACACCUUAUAUCUCUGGUCCAAGCGCGUCAGCUUGCCCGACUGGGUAUAGACCUAAGAACAAACUCUGUUCUAACUUCAAUAUUCAGUACACGACCGCCGUUCAACCUUUACCUUUAUCCAAACCAACGACCGCUAGUAAGCCUGAGUCUGUAACAGCAGUUCUGUCAGAUGCCGAUAUUAAAACAGCGGUGGAUCAAUUUAACGAAUUUCGAAGAUCAGUUGACCCCACUGCAAGCAACAUGCUGGAGAUGGUUUGGGAUCCGGUGCUUGCUGAAAUUGCAGGUAAUUACACCAAAAAAUGCGAAUAUGAUGACAGUGAUGCUUACAUUAACAGUUCAAAGAAAUAUCCAAGCGUUGUUCGAACUAUUGCGACAUCGGGAAGUAGAUCAAGUUUCUCCAGCCUUUUAUCAAGGGCAAUUGCCGGGUGGACAAGACAGAAAAAUAGCUAUAAGUAUAAUACUGAUUCUUGUUGGGGUAACUGUGAAAGCUACAAGCAAAUUAUAACGGCGCAAUCGUACGCUGUUGGUUGCAGUAUUACAGCAUGCGAAAGAGUAAAAGGACCAGUACUCCCUCUCCCACGAAACUUGAUCGUUUGUUUCUACGGACCCGCAAGUACAACCGGUAAGCCUUAUAUCUCUGGCCCAAGCGCGUCAGCUUGUCCGACUCGUUAUAGACCCAAGAACAAACUCUGUUCUAAGUCCAGUAUUCAGUACACGACCGCCGUUCAACCUGUUCUGACGACCGGAGCCGAGCAAAGAUCCAACUUUUCAGCUAUACUUAAACUUCCAUGUUUUUCCAAACUCUCAAACACCACUAAUGUUUUAUCCACGUUCACAUCUGCACUGCUUGAGCAGAUUGGAAAAAUACAAAAAGGAGUGUCUUCGACUGCUAGUCACUUAUAUGGAUUUUUCGCUUUCUUUUGGCAGUAGGGUGUUUUCUGUUUUGUACCCGUGUGUUUUAUAUAACAUUGUGUAUUUUCAACAGAAAUUAUUUCUGAUGUAACCAGUUUUAUAGAAUAGUUGUAGUGGUACGUUAUGCCAAUGUAUCGUAUUAUUUACACAAAACUAUAUAUCGCAUUUUAUAUUACCAGUAUGAGGAAAUUAACAAUAUAUACCUCGGUCGUUUACCCAUAUGGUGGGGAAAGACGGGACACCUUUAGCACGUAACAUCGAAAUAUCCUUACCGCGUUAUAACCAAUUACCAACCGUCUACGGGAGUCGUGAGGAUACGGUUUUAUAUUUCUUUAAAUGUUCUUUGUUUGCAACCGAAUGGGACAAGAAAAUAAAACGAAAUGGUGUCCCAUCCUCCCCCACCCUAUAAUAUUCAUAUACAUAGUCUACGUUGUGUUUGGUGCCGUGUAAAAUGACGUAAUAAACUAUUAUUAGAGUCGAUUUUAUGACGUAUCCACAGCUCAAAUUUGAAAAGUCAGAAACUCUGCAUAGAAAACGUGACA
Molecule: messenger RNA, 4854 nt
Organism: Ciona intestinalis (vase tunicate)
Lineage: Eukaryota; Metazoa; Chordata; Ascidiacea; Phlebobranchia; Cionidae
Source: RefSeq, a predicted model, not a curated record